This is a messenger RNA of Carcharodon carcharias (great white shark), 4922 nucleotides long. RefSeq names its product myosin IB (gene myo1b). Gene Ontology annotation, molecular function: actin filament binding; microfilament motor activity; ATP binding. The transcript is spliced from 30 exons. Bases 301 to 3624 code for a protein of 1107 amino acids. Gene Ontology annotation, biological process: vesicle transport along actin filament; actin filament organization. NCBI's taxonomy places the organism in Eukaryota, Metazoa, Chordata, Chondrichthyes, Lamniformes, Lamnidae. Gene Ontology annotation, cellular component: plasma membrane; vesicle; cytoplasm. The record is from RefSeq and is a predicted model, not a curated record.
AGACCGCCCUCACCUGGAGCGGUACGGGUGCUGCUAGAGGAGGCGGAGAAAGCAGAAGGUGAUUAGCAUGGAGCUGAGUGAGACACACCCCGCUCGAGGCUGGAACUGACACACACACACAGGCAGGCUUCACUGGCUUUAGGGUGAAACAGGGAGGAAGGAGAGCAACAGCAGGCGGCAGUGACACCAGAGCCCGCUUCCCAGCCAUUGUCCUCUUCUUAUUGUGGCAGCGCUGUGUCUACAAAGGGGAUAAGGAAAAGUGCUCGGGUUUACAACGCAACCUCAAGGCGAAGGGGAAAAAUGAUGAAAUCAGAAGUGAAAACGUCCCUCCUGGACAACAUGAUAGGGGUGGGGGACAGUGUGCUUUUAGAACCUCUCACUGAAGACACGUUCUUAGAAAAUCUCAAAAAUCGCUUUGACCACAGUGAAAUAUAUACUUAUAUCGGGAGUGUAGUCAUAUCUGUAAACCCAUACAGACAAUUACCCAUCUAUACACCAGAGAAAGUAGAAGAAUAUCGCAACAGAAAUUUCUAUGAGCUCAGUCCUCACAUCUACGCUUUGGCAGAUGAAGCCUACAGAUCUCUACGAGACCAGGACAAGGAUCAAUGCAUACUUAUCACUGGAGAAAGUGGAGCUGGCAAAACAGAGGCCAGUAAAUUGGUUAUGUCCUAUGUUGCUGCUGUUUGUGGCAAGGGAGCAGAGGUCAAUCAAGUUAAGGAGCAGCUGCUGCAGUCAAACCCUGUGCUUGAGGCCUUUGGAAAUGCCAAAACUAUGAGGAAUGACAAUUCUUCCAGAUUUGGAAAGUAUAUGGAUAUUGAGUUUGACUUCAAAGGUGACCCCCUUGGUGGCGUUAUCAGCAACUAUCUCCUGGAGAAGUCACGUGUUGUCAAGCAGCCCAGAGGUGAACGGAAUUUCCACAUCUUUUAUCAGCUGUUAUCUGGUGGCUCUGAGGACUUGCUGAAACAAUUGAAGCUUGAGCGGGAAUUCAAUCAAUACAACUACUUGUGCCUGGAUUCAGCUAAAGUGAAUGGGGUUGAUGAUGCUGCCAAUUUCAGAACAGUCAAAAAUGCUAUGCAGAUUGUUGGUUUCAUGGACGAUGAAGUAGAGUUAGUUCUGGAGGUGGUGGCUGCAGUGCUAAAAUUGGGAAACAUUGAAUUCAAGCCAGAGUCUCGAGUAAACGGCUUAGAUGAGAGCCGGAUCCAAGACAAAAACGAGCUGAAGGAGAUCUGUGAGUUACUUGGCCAAGAUCAGGCUGUGCUGGAAAGGGCCUUUAGUUUUCGAACUGUGGAGGCAAAACAAGAGAAAGUUUCAACAACAUUAAAUGUGGCCCAGGCUUAUUAUGCACGUGAUGCCUUGGCAAAAAACCUUUACAACCGGUUGUUUACUUGGCUUGUGAACAGAAUCAAUGAGAGCAUUAAGGCACAAACCAAAGUGAGGAAGAAGGUGAUGGGAGUAUUAGACAUUUAUGGUUUUGAAAUUUUUGAAAACAAUAGUUUUGAGCAGUUCAUCAUUAACUACUGCAAUGAGAAAUUGCAGCAGAUCUUCAUCGAGCUAACUCUGAAGGAAGAACAGGAGGAGUACAUUAAAGAGGGAAUUGAAUGGACUCACAUUGAGUACUUCAACAAUGCCAUCAUUUGUGAGCUGAUUGAAAAUAAUACGAAUGGAAUCCUGGCGAUGCUUGAUGAAGAAUGCUUGCGGCCUGGCACAGUAACAGACGAGACCUUCCUAGAGAAGCUCAAUCAAAUCUGUGCCGUACAUGAGCGCUUUGAAAGCCGAAUGAGCAAAAGUUCUCGCUUUCUUAAUGAUACCACUUUGCCACACAACUGUUUCAGGAUCCAGCACUAUGCUGGCAAGGUGAUGUACCACGUAGAAGGAUUUGUAGAUAAAAACAAUGACCUGCUGUAUCGUGACCUGUCGCAGGCCAUGUGGAAGACCAACCAUGUGCUUGUCAAAGCCCUCUUCCCAGAAGGAAACCCAGCUAAGAUGUCCUUGAAGAGACCACCUACAGCUGGGUCACAGUUCAAAGCUUCUGUUGCAACUUUGAUGAAAAAUCUACAGACCAAAAAUCCCAAUUAUAUCAGGUGCAUCAAGCCAAAUGAUCAGAAAACUCCACAUGUCUUUACGGAGGCUUUAGUGCGCCACCAGGUCAGGUACCUGGGGCUGAUGGAGAAUGUGCGUGUGCGACGAGCAGGAUAUGCUUUCAAGCAGCCUUACGAGUCCUGCCUGGAGAGGUACAAGAUGUUAUGUUCACAGACUUGGCCCCAUUGGAGGCAAGGUGCAAGGGACGGUGUCAAAGUGCUGUUGACAGAACUUCAGAUCCCUCCUGAAGAGUUUUCAUAUGGCAGAUCAAAGAUAUUUAUUCGAAAUCCCAGAACGCUGUUUGAGCUGGAAGAUCUGAGAAAGCGUCGCCUGGAAGAUCUGGCCACGCUUAUUCAGAAGAUCUAUCGUGGCUGGAAAUGCCGCACUCACUUCCUGUUGAUGAAGAAGAGCCAGAUCACCAUUUCAGCUUGGACUAAGAGACAUUUUCAACGAAAGAAAUAUCUACACCUCAAGAGCGUGACCUUAAUUAUCCAGUCAUACAUCAGAGGAUGGAAGGCACGGAAGCUUUUGAGAGAGCUAAAAUAUCAGAAACUUUGUGAGGAGUCAGCUACAACAAUUGCGGCCUAUUGGCGAGGUUUUCAGGCACGGAGAGAAUUGAAACGCCUGAAGGAAGAGGCCAGGCGUAAACAUGCGGUUGCUGUCAUUUGGGCUUACUGGCUUGGACUAAAGGUUCGCCGUGAAUAUAGAAAAUUCUUCCGUGCAAACGCAGGAAGGAAGAUUUAUGAAUUUAUCGUUCAAAGAAUUAUGCAAAAGUAUUUCUUGGAACUGAAGAAGAAGCUGCCUUCAAUGUCCCCCACAGAGACGACUUGGCCUGCACGACCAUACCUCUUCCUGGAUAAUACACACACUGAGCUGAAGAGGAUCUUCCACCUAUGGAGGUGCAAGAAGUACAGGGAUCAAUUCACAGCACAAAAGAGAGCUAUUUUCGAAGAGAAGCUUGAGGCGAGUGAACUAUUCAAAGAUAAAAAGGCAUUGUAUGCCAACAGUGUUUGUCAGCCUUUCCAAGGUGAUUAUCUGGAAAUCAGUAAGAAUCCCAAAUACCAGAAGCUGACUGGUGCUGUGGAAGAGAAGAUUUUGCUGGCAGAUGUUGUAAACAAAAUUAAUCGAGCUAAUGGCAAGGGAGCCCCAAGAAUUUUCCUAUUAACCCAAAGCAACUUCUUCAUAGCUGAUCAAAAAUCAGGCCAGAUCAAAUCCACUAUUCCUGUGAUGGACAUCACCAGUGUGUCUGUAAGCAAACAAACAGAUGGUCUUUUUGCUGUGCAUCUCAAAGAGGGUUCCACAGCUGCUGCUAAAGGCGAUUUCCUGUUCACCAGUGACCGCUUAAUUGAGAUUAUUACCAAGCUUUAUCGCACAAUAUUCUUCAAAACCAACCAGAAAAUAAAUGUUGAGAUAAACAAUGAGUUUCUGGUUCAAUUCAAUCAGGAUAAAGUCUGUGUGAAGUUUAUUCAGGGAGCACAGAAAAAUGGCAAUCUCCCUGCAUGCAAGAGGAAAAAUAAUCGUCUCCUGGAAGUCACAGUUCCUUAAUCACUGCAAUUGCCAUCAAUUCUGGGACAAUUUCUAACUGCACAUAUGGUUAUAUAUUCUUUCUGUUAAGUUUCUUCUCCUGAAGCUGUGACUGGCUGUUGGCAGCUGUGUAAUAUAACAGUGAUGUCAAUUUAUUUUCUAAUCCUAAGAUUGGUUCUCAAAUGGUUUUUUAAAAAAAAAACACCGCAGUGAGUUCCUUUCACAAAUUACAGGGUGGUAGAUCCCCUGGCAUUUAAUGUAUCUGCUGUCCGAUAUAGCUUUGAACCUUAUAGACCAGGAAGAUUCCAGAUUCAAUCGCUCAGCUAGCAGGUCUCAGCUUGGGCCAGCUAUAGAACACUACAGUUGGGCACAUGGGAUGGCUGACAAACUCUCACUGCCAAUGGUUAAUCACCAAAUAGCCAUUUGAGUGAGACAUCACAGGCUUGAGCUUCUAAACCAGUGGAACUACCUGUGCAUGAGUCAGCACCUUCAGGAGGAAGUUGGGGGGUGGGGUGGUUAUUGGAGAAAUUUCUGGGCAGGAAAGGAUUAAAGGACUUUUAAGUGAUCUUUGAAACAGAUCAUGUGGUUUUAACUAGAUUCAUGAACAGGGACCUAAGCUGGAUGCCCCGGUUUGUGGAACAUUAUAAUCCUGGCUUUCUGCAAGGCAGAAGCUGACGUAGAUGGGAGAAAAAAAAAACUGAUUUAAAAAACCAAAUUAAGCAAACCACAGCAUUGAGAAGCUGUGGGUGGUUAUAUUAAUACAUUGUAACUUUGCAUAUUAGAAGCUGUCUUUUGGUUAUGGGGAUCAACCUUUCAGAGAUCGUACUAUUGCUGAACUGUGUACAGGAAUACUGCUUGUUUUGAAUAGAAAUUAUGCAUUGUACGUAUUAUACAACAAAAAAAACAGUUUUAAAGCAUUUUGUAAAGGCUAUUUAUGUUGAAUUUCUGGGAGAGUUCCUAGGUACAGGCAGCCUGUGUUGAAAGCUGUAAUGCAGCUGACAGGCCAGUGUAAUUCUUGCUAAAUCACCUACAGUUUAUAGAAUUUACACGCCUCUAAAAAUAGUAACAGAAUGAAUUGCAGUUCAAUGGUUUUUCACUAAGAAAUGUUUGAGGUAAUGAGAUGUAAAUAGAUUGAAGUUGGUAUUGUGAUCAUAGUCUGAUGUUUCAUUGUGAUGUAAUGCUGUAAUGUUAUAAUCGUAUUUUUGUAUUUAAUAUCUCUUUCAAGCUCACCAUGCCUGGAGAAUUUGUGUAUCAGACAGCAGUCAAAACCAGAGUUAACAGAACUGAUUUCUUAACCUUUUAUAAAUCUGUUAAAUUCA